Molecule: messenger RNA, 2082 nt
Organism: Labeo rohita (rohu)
Lineage: Eukaryota; Metazoa; Chordata; Actinopteri; Cypriniformes; Cyprinidae
Gene: olig2
Product: oligodendrocyte lineage transcription factor 2
Exons: 4
Coding region: 473-1294 (273 amino acids)
Biological process (GO): oligodendrocyte cell fate specification; neuron differentiation; myelination
Molecular function (GO): protein dimerization activity; DNA-binding transcription factor activity
Source: RefSeq, a predicted model, not a curated record
AACAAAACCCCAACCUGUUACUGCUUCAGCCUGUCUGUGGGAGGGGAUGCUCGUAAUAAAGCUGCCAGCCCCCUCGUUAGGCAUCACGAGGUUGGAGGGAAGAUUAGCAGGAUUAAGACGGGCUCACAUAUGCUGCUCUUCACUAUUGGCAUUCAACACAACACAAGCCCAACUGCCACCCAGACGGGGAGGGAAAGAGAAAGACAGAGGGUUUUAGGACCCCCACCCACUGGAGCUCAUUGGUUCUUGACGGGCUGUCGGAAAAGCGUUGACAUUGUCCCGGUGACUUGCCCCCGGGUGGUGGGGAGGAGGGACCUACUAUAAAAUACCCCUCGUCACUCUCGGGCGUGCCAAACACAAACAGUGCACGAGUGAACUGGAAUAACGAGUGAAUUCUGCAAAGCCACACACAAGCACGCGCUUGCACCUGCUACCAGAAUAUCACAUCUAAGCUGAGAGCGCACUGAACACCAUGGACUCCGACACGAGCCGAGUGUCCAGUAGACCUUCUUCUCCUGAAGGCGAUGAUCUCUUCUUGUCCGCUGUCAAGAAGUCCGUGGGUUUCUCCGGUGCUGUCUCCUCCACGCAGAGCGACUCUCCUCCGGAGUUAAGAGGAGCAGACCUGCGGAGCGUCUCCAGCGCCGACGAGGACGCAAUGUCUCUGAAGAUGCUCUCCAAAAAGGACCGUAAACUUCUGUCUGAGUCCGAACUGCAGAACAUGCGCCUCAAGAUCAACAGCCGCGAGAGGAAACGCAUGCACGACCUCAACAUCGCCAUGGACGGGCUCCGGGAGGUCAUGCCCUAUGCCCACGGGCCAUCCGUGCGCAAGCUCUCCAAAAUAGCCACCCUGCUGCUCGCACGCAACUACAUCCUUAUGCUGAGCAACUCGCUGGAGGAGAUGAAACGGCUCGUGAGCGAGAUAUACGGAGGAGGCAGCGGGGCUCAUCACGCCGGCUUCCACCCGUCCAGUUGUGGCACCCUUACGCACGCCGCGGGCGCUCCGUUACCGGGUCACCCCGCUGCUGUCUCGCAUUCGUCUCACCCGGUGCACCAUCCUCUGCUUCCACCGGCAGUCUCCACUGCCGCGUCGCUCUCCGGCCCAGGUCUCUCAGCCGUCAGGCCGCAUCACGGACUCCUCAAGGCACCAUCAGCCGGCGCCGGCACACUUGGCGCUGGUUUCCAGCACUGGGGUGCGGGGAUCCCGUGUCCGUGCAGCAUGUGCCAGGUUCCUCCGCCUCACGUGUCCGGUAUGAGCACCGUGAGCAUGCCACGACUGACCAGUGACUCAAAAUGAAGUACUGAACUUUAAUAAAAGAACUUUGAAACGGAACCAUAGACUUUUAUAUAAAAGCUGUAUUAUCGUGUCUAUCAGUUUAUGGCUGAACAAUUUGUUUUUGGGAAGCACAAAUAGUUCUGAAGCGAAGAAAAUGGAUCAAAGCCACUAACAUAGAGUUUUCUAACACUUUAGAGGUAUUAGGGUUAUCCAUGUGCAUUUCUGUGUAUAAAGUUUGUGAAAAUGGCAUAUCUUACUCCUUUUAGCCUUCAAACACGGGACUGCUAUUUACAAAAUGAAGUUUAAUGCGAAACAGAUUUAUAGCAAACAAUUAAAUCCGGACAAUUCAUGCUGCGGUUAAAGAGGGCUAAAUGGUUUAAUGGGCCAUUACUAUUAGACGAAAUUAUACAUUGAAAGUCCGGUACUGUGUAAAUAUGUAGAUAGCGUUUGUACAGUUCGAGAGAUUUUAUAUUACCUUCCCCACUUUAUGUUUGGGGUCAGAAUUCAUUUGCCAAGCGCUGUCUGUAACAGGAAAGACGCACCUGUUCAUUCCUGCACUAUCGUUCUCUCUCUCUCUGUCUUUAUCUCUCCCUCUCUCUCCCUUAAGUUUUCUGGCUUUCAGUAUUUGUUAUUUUUUAUCUUUUCUGUCUGCACAAGCUUACCCGUCAUGGCCGAUGCGAAGAAUGAUCAACUUUUAUUUUUUAUAAUAAAGUGCAAAAUGAUAUUUAUUUACUUAUUUUGAUGGUAUUUUCAAAUUAAUGUACGGUGAAUGUUUGAGUCCUAACUGUAAAAUAAAUGUUUUAAAAUGA